Molecule: messenger RNA, 3231 nt
Organism: Oncorhynchus kisutch (coho salmon)
Lineage: Eukaryota; Metazoa; Chordata; Actinopteri; Salmoniformes; Salmonidae
Gene: tmed5
Product: transmembrane p24 trafficking protein 5
Exons: 4
Coding region: 271-948 (225 amino acids)
Source: RefSeq, a predicted model, not a curated record
ACACUAGAAUGUGUCCCAAAUAUAUUUUAGCACCAUUAAAUACAUUAAAUUGUAUCAGAUACAAUUACAUUCCAACUAUUUGAGAGAAACGUAUGUCCAUUCUUAAGGCAAGGUCCUCACAUUUCGAUUGCUAUCUCGUACGGUGAGCUGUCCAACAGAACAGACGUGAGGAGAAGUUGACGAGCAUUAGCUAGCACUCGUCUCUUUACGGAGUCAAAAUCUAUAGUAAUUUCCCGCUUGUUCCGUGUGUGGUGAAGGCAGCAGGAGACCAUGGACGUGGUCCGGGGGUUAUUGUGCCUGUUCUCGGUGCUGGUAUCUGAGAUGUUCAUGGUGGCCGCGUUCUCCCAGAGCAUGGACAGCGACUUCACAUUUACACUCCCUUCCGGACGGAAGGAGUGCUUCUUCCAGACCAUGAAGAAGGACGCAUCGCUGGAGAUAGAAUAUCAGGUGUUGGACGGAGCAGGUCUGGACGUUGACUUCAGCCUGUCCUCUCCUACUGGACACCUUCUGUACAGCGACCACCGCAAGUCAGACGGAGUACACACUGUAGAGACGGAGGACGGAGACUACAUGUUUUGUUUUGACAACUCGUUCUCGGCAGUAUCAGAAAAGAUCAUUUUCUUCGAGCUGAUCAUGGACAACAUGGAACAGGAAGGGGAGGAGCCAGAGGACUGGAAGGAGUACAUCCAUGGGACUGACAUGUUGGACAUGAAGCUGGAGGACAUCAUGGACACCAUCAACAGUGUUAAAGCCCGGCUGGGGAAGAGCCUUCAGAUACAGACGCUGCUCAAAGCCUUCGAGGCCCGCGACCGCAACAUACAAGAGUCCAACUACAACCGGGUCAACAUGUGGUCCAUGACCAACAUGCUGGUGAUGGUGCUGGUGACAGGGGUGCAGGUCUACCUCAUUCGCUCGCUGUUCGACGACAAGAGACACACACGCACGUAACAACCCUCCCACUGGGAGGGGUCGGGGAGGGACAGGCAGCUCUGUCUUGAUCAGCCAGCCAAUAGGGAGUGGGGACUGGUGGUGAAGAUGCAACCGUAACUCAUUGGUUUUUAUGUACAACAUGCACUCACAUACAUCACACAUCCUUAGACACAAAUGACCUACCCAUCCAGUCUCUUCAUCUGCUCUGUCUAGCUGCCAGGGGACAUUAUUCGUAUCUGCUCUGUCUAGCUGCCGGGGGACAUUAUUCGUAUCUGCUCUGUCUAGCUGCCGAGGGACAGUAUUCGUAUCUGCUCUGUCUAGCUGCCGAGGGACAGUAUUCGUAUCUGCUCUUGUCUAUCUAAAAAUCAGUGGAGGGUGAGACACCAGCCAGACCUUCAGAGUCAUUGGCUUUUAAAAGCGAGCGUAACGAACAAGUGUUUACCAUUGAUAUGGUAAUGUUACCUCUCAACUUUGUCUUCCAGACACUGAGGUGAGACUGCCCUGUCUGUCACAUCUUUCAAUGUCUCCCAGUAUAUGAUCUGUAAGUCAUGUUGCCAAGCCUUUUACUGGAGUAGGUUGUUGAUAUACCUGUAGAGAUUUUGAUUUAGCAGUCUGUGCCAUACUACCAAAACUUUUGCCUUCCAAACCGUGGCUGGAGUGGACAGCAUGUGCACGCACACACACACUUUCACACUCUUUCAGAUACACUCACACAAUCUCUUACCCACACACUAACACAUUUCUUCAUAGAAACAUCUGUUGCCUGCCAGUGCCAGCCCUCCUUUCUGUGGCUGGCCUUUUGACUGCUUGGUGAGUAGAGUAGGGGAAAGGGAAUAGUUUAUUCCGUAACCCUCUAAAUCACUGCUGUACUCUUCCACUCCCUCCUCCUCCUGACUUCCACCUAUAACUCAUGUCCUGAUGGUCUAAUGUCAGACUUAGUGCCGACAGGCGAGUCUGGUUUCAGUCCUACAGACUGAGAUGUGGAGUCCGCUCUGCCCCUCUUUUUCUCUAGUGACCACAUUCUAUUUCUAACAACCACACCCUGCACCUCAUUGGGGCAUGGAAGGUUUCUUGGAGAAGGGUUGCUUGGGACUGAAUGAGGUGGGGAGUGGUUGGGAGAUCCACUAAUUGACUUAUUUGGCUUUAUUUUGUAGGUUGUCCAAUAGUGUACAUGACAGAGAUACAAAUGUACACACUUGUGGUUGAUACACCGAUAUGUGCCAAGAUUUUGGAGCAGCCAAACAAGUUGUCUGAAUGCUCUCUAAAUGCUCCCUAUAUUACAGAAAUGUUCCUAUAAAUACUCACUGUACUGCUGUGUUGAGUAACACCACACCGCCAUCUUGUGGCUGGACAGUGGACUGCUCACAAUCUCACCUCUAGGACUGGCUUUAAAAAUAUAUAUAUAUAUAUUUUUUAAAUUGAACCUUUAUUUUUCUAGGCAAGUCAGUUAAGAACAUUCUUAUUUACAAUGACUGCCUACUCCGGCCAAAUCCAGACAAUGCUGGGCCAAUUGUGGGACUCCCAAUCACGUCCGGAUGUGAUACAGCCUGGAUUCAAACCAGGUACUAUAGUGAAGUCUCUUACACUGAGAUGCAGUGCCUUAGACCGCUGCGCCACUCGGGAGCCCAGCUUUCAACCUAUCACUGCUUUGAAAUAUGAAAUAUUACAGUGAUUCAGUAUCCACUCUCUUUGACAAUGAAAGAAUAACAACAUAAAAUUGUGAUGUUUGAGGGGUCUUGCAAUGUGCUAUUAUGAGCUCCCUCAUUUACAGCUACUCAAACCAUUGGGCGAGUUAGUUUUGCAUAGCAUGGUGCCCCGGAUGGGCAGAGUUUACGCAUUUUAGACCAUUUCAUUAGUCCACCUACACCGGGUCAUGCCAAAUUAACUCGCCCAUUGUAAUGGUUGUAUUGCCACUGCCUCUCUCUGCCCACCAUGGUCUGUCAUUAGUAUUUUAGCUGAUGCUCAAACAAGCAUCACAUUGGGUGAUUUUAAUAAGUGAAAUUAAGUGUUUAAAAUCCACAGAAUUUCACUGUUCUGUUCCAACCUUUUGUUCCUUUCUGAACAAGACAAUAUUAUAUUUUGAAGAACAGACUCAACUCUUACCCUACAGACAAGUUGUUUAGGAUAAAGUGUUUUAUUUUACUAAUCUGAUGGAACAAAGAGAGGAGAAAAUAUUCUGGGAUAUUUAUCAGAAUAAUGUUCUGUAGAUGUAAAUGAAACAAUCACGUCACGUGAUUGUCACGUUGUUUCCUUUGACUUCAAAUGGUUGGUAGGUUGGUGAGAAAUAAACUUUAUACAGAU